CGGUAACCGGGAUACAUCUGGAUUCCGGAUUGCCAUUAUUUGAGUGCAGUGAUGAGGAUGUGAGGGUUUUUUUUCUGGAUGUGAAAGAGUUCGAAACCUCCUUAAAACUCUUCCCACUAGCCGGUCACCGGUAAAAUUCAACUAAUCGCAGAAAAAUCAGAGACAAGAACAGACGGAGUUUUCUUUCCCAAAGCUGCGAGGUCGUCGAUGACGUAGGGUUCAUACUUUCUCUCUCAUCACACCAAUCCAUUCGUCUUCUCCGAUGACCAUGAAGCUUUCCUACUUUCUCCUAUGCUUCAUGGCUUGGCUUCAUCUCUCUUUCUCAGCUUCAGAAGAGUUGAACUCGUUUGAGUCAGUUCCUGAUCUUGAGAAGUCAAUGUACAUGGUUGUUGACGGAUAUCCUUGUGUACGACUACUCAACCUUUCUGGCGAAAUUGGUUGUUCAAAUCCUGGCCGUGAGAAGGUUGUUGCUCCAAUAGUAAGAUUCAAGAAUGCUGAUGAGUUGGUUCGUUUAUCUGCAAUAUUGGUAUCAUUGGAUGAAUUCGAGGACUUCUUUCUUAGAGCAACAAAUGAUUCAAAUUUUGCUAAGAAUGUAGGUGGUGUUUUAAUUGAAUCUGGAACUGAAAUCCAAAAGCAGUUAAAAGGAUUUUCUCCAGCUGAAAAGUUUCCACAAGCUGAAUUCUCUCCUUAUCAAAACAUUAGUUACAAAUGGAACCCAGUUGGAUCUGGACUUAUGUGGAACGCGUACAAUUAUCCAGUAUUCUUACUUUCUCCGAGUGGCACAUCGACCCUGCAAGAGCUUGCCAUAAAAAAUGAGAAGAACAAGGAAGCUUAUACUGCAGAUGUUGCUGAAUUCGAUCUGGUGAUGCAGACAACAAAAGCUGGAACACAUGAUUCAGAAUCCUGUUUGAAAGAAGAAACUUGUCUUCCACUAGGUGGAUACAGUGUUUGGUCGGCACUUCCGCCAAUUAAUAGUUCAGCGUCCAAGCCUAUCAUAUUAACAGUGGCAUCUAUGGAUUGUGCUUCCUUUUUCCGUGACAAAUGCCUUGGUGCAGAUUCCCCUAUAUCUGGAAUGAUAUCAUUGCUGGCGGCAGUUGAUGCUCUUUCUCACGUUGAUGGUUUGGGUGACUUAAGUAAACAGCUUGCUUUUGCGGUGUUCACUGGAGAGGCUUGGGGUUACCUUGGUAGCAGGAGAUUUCUACUUGAACUUGAUAGGAAUUCAGAUGCAUUUAAUGGCCUUAACGAAACAUUGAUUCAGACGGUUGUGGAAGUUGGAUCUGUAGGGAAGGACUUUAGUCAGGGGGUCAAAACCUUUUUUGCUCAUACAACUGGGGUUUCAUCCAAUAAUGAAACAUUGAAUGCUUUAUAUCGUGCUCAAGAUUCACUUCAAUCUAAAGGCAUUAAUAUCUCAAUGGCAAAUGUAUCAAAUCCUGGUAUACCUCCAUCGUCGCUAAUGACAUUUCUGAUGAAGAAUUCUAAGACUUCUGGGGUUGUCUUAGAAGAUUUUGAUACUGCCUUCACCAACAAAUUCUACAAUAGUCACCUUGAUGAUCUGUCUAAUAUUAACUCUUCAGCCAUAGUGGCAGCCGCCUCCCUUGUUGCCCGAACGCUUUACAUUCUUGCCAGUGACAAUAAGAAUCUAAGUUCUUCAUCUCUAAGUGGUAUUAAUAUAAAUGCCUCUUUGGUUGAAGAACUUUUGGGUUGUCUAUUGAACUGUAAACCAGGUUUAUCGUGCGGGCUGGUGACAGACUAUAUUUCACCCACCAGUAUCUGCCCAAGUCAUUAUGUUGGUGUCCUCCUCGGGGAACCUUCUUUCACACCUUAUUCUGGAUAUGUUGGUGACGUUUCAAGGUUUUUGUGGAAUUUUCUGGCUGACAAAACAUCUAUUCCAUCAAAGAGUUCUACUUCUGCUUGCCCACAUAAUUGUAGCAACCAAGGUGAAUUGUGCAUUAGAACAGAGACUGAUGGCAAGGGAUUUUGUGUUGUCUCCACAACCAGGUAUGUCCCGGCAUAUUCAACCCGGUUGGAGUUUGAAUCUGAAACUUGGAAGUUGUUGCCCGCUAACGCUUCUGAUCCCAUGGAGCUGGUGGACCAUGUUUGGACAGAGAGCAAUUGGGGCCGGAUUGGGCUUCGGGUCUACACUGUCCAGGAUACAGCUUAUGACCGCAUGAUCUUGGUGGUUGGUCUCAGUUUCACGGUGCUGGCUUACCUUGCUAUAGUACUUACCAGAGCCUACAUCACAAAGGCCCUGAAGCAGGAUUGACAUAAAUUUCCGUCGGGGUAAUAUUUUUUGGUGAGAGCUUUGAGCACAGCCGAUAUGCUAGGCUCCUGCAAUUCCUUCCUGAUGUUGCUAGACUUCUGGGUGAAAUUUGGAAAUGUACCCAUAUGAGAACAAUGGGAUACAAUCAUACAUGGGUGAAAAGAAAGCCAAAAAUCGACUGGACUGUUUCCAUUGAUCGAAAAACACUCGAAUUUUUGUACACUUGCAGGGAUGCUGCAUUAUUCGAGUUGCAUCCUUGUUCAUUCCUUAGUAAUUUAUUGGAAUUGAUGUUAUUGAAGUUGAUAUUGUUGUACCAUACAGGUUUCUGAAAUUUUUGAUCAUGAAUGGAAAUUCAUCUCACUUAA
This is a messenger RNA of Cornus florida, 2625 nucleotides long. Its product is annotated as nicastrin. Gene Ontology annotation, cellular component: membrane. Bases 263 to 2263 code for a protein of 666 amino acids. NCBI's taxonomy places the organism in Eukaryota, Viridiplantae, Streptophyta, Magnoliopsida, Cornales, Cornaceae. The record is from RefSeq and is a predicted model, not a curated record. Gene Ontology annotation, biological process: protein processing. The transcript is spliced from 16 exons.